Molecule: messenger RNA, 1167 nt
Organism: Echinococcus granulosus
Lineage: Eukaryota; Metazoa; Platyhelminthes; Cestoda; Cyclophyllidea; Taeniidae
Product: General transcription factor 3C polypeptide 5
Exons: 7
Coding region: 1-1167 (388 amino acids)
Biological process (GO): transcription initiation at RNA polymerase III promoter
Cellular component (GO): transcription factor TFIIIC complex
Source: RefSeq, a predicted model, not a curated record
AUGGAAUCUACAAUAUCUCCUCGUGAGUUCUUCGUAGUCCAGUACCCAGGGAUAGUGAAGAACGAUGAACGCGCGAUCGAGACUCUGGGAGGAUUGCAAUCGCUAAAUAAGUCUUUCAAUUCACUUACACGACGUCUACGUCUUUCGUUCAGACCGGAAAUGCUUUUUUCGAAGCCAGUCUACGGCGAUCCCCACUCUAAAACAGCGCUUAUCAUCUGUGCCAAGCAACUCAGAAAUCGUCGCACUGGAGAAGUUAAAGCUUCUGACAUACCCCUUUUUCUACCUCCCCUUCUCUUCACUCGACUUGAUCAACCCACCAUGUAUUGUUUCUCGUCACGCUUCCGCAUAAAUGAGUAUGUGGAACUGGAAAACAAUAGUCAGCAACAUCCUUACCAUCGAAAGGAGCGCAAAAGCUAUGCAAUGUUUGUUAACUUUGGAGAUCCCAUUCCAUCAGCUGCUCAUCCUGGAGCUCUACAAGCGAUCACAAGCCUAGGACCGCAUACACGAAAGCUGGCUAAUGAUGUUGAAAAGUUAUUCCGCCGGCGUCCCAUCUGGGGUAAGGCGUCCUUGGUUCACAGCUUAAACUGGAAGCGUGUUCGUGAGUGCGCGAUUAAAACAAUUCUCCCUGCCUAUGCCUACUACAUGCCAAAUGGACCUUGGGGUCGCGUCUGGGUCCGAUUCGGAUACGAUCCGUGCAAAGAUCCCUCUUCUCGUAUGUAUCAGACUGUUGACUAUCGCGUACGCUCACCUCGGUUGCAAGCCAAGCUGUGCAUUUCGGGUCGCAGACCACGAGCAGAUGAUCGUGAAGAUACUGAUCCCUCCGGCUCGGAUGUAGACGAGGCUAGAGACACCUCUAUCAUUGACGCCACAUUGGCCGCUAUGCGCUCGGGGGAGUCACCGUCGCCUGUUCAUGCAUCAUCAAAGAGCACCAGUGCUUUUCGCUUUAGCAAGACUAGCUGGCCAGAUGCUAGGCAGAUUCUUUAUCAAUUGGUUGACAUCGACGUCCCCGAGGUGGUGGAGAUGUUGGCAGCACCCAUGUGUCGAACAGUCUGUGAUCCAAACUACGGUUGGAUGCCCGCUGAUUAUCAGAAGACCAUCCGGGAAAUCAUGACUCGCUAUCUGGAGACAUGGGUCCUGGGGAAUGCCACUUUUUCAAAGACCACAUGA